CCAGCAUCUCCAGAGGGCCCUAGCAACGCAUUGUUGCCAGGCCGACCGUGCCCGGGUCCACUUCGAACCCUGGUUGCCAUCGUCAUACGUCUGCCCGCUGUGUUACCAGGAUCAAGAGAACGAGCAUUGGUACCGAUAUCAUAUACAGACACAUCUUACCGCACUCCUCACAGAUCACAAUGUCACUUUCGAGCUUGCCGGGGAGCUGGAGGAAGCAGGCCCUCGCAGGCGCCAGCCACUCGGCGCCCAAGGCCCCGAGGACCGACGUCGCGGGGAAGGCGCCAGCAGCCGGGGGCAAGGCGUCCGCGGCCGGGGGCAAGGCGCCCGCGGCCGGGGGCAAGGCCCCCGCGGCCGGGGGCGGACCGGCAGCAGCGGCCUCCCAGGCGCCCGCGGCCGCGGCCAAGCCACCUGCAGCCGCGCCACCGCCGGCCAGACCAGUGCGCCAGCAGCGCAUGGAGGUGGACGAGGAGGAGGCCGGCUCACUGGGGCAACGGCUGCUGGUGCAGCUCGAGUCGCGCGUGCGUACAUUGGAGAGCAUCGUUACCUUGUGUUUCCUCCUGAACAAGACCGCUCCGGUAGUAGUAGCCAUGAAGACGGCCCUCGAGGAGUACAACAAGGAGGUCGAGGGCAUGGACGACCCGAGCAGGCACCACAGCCCCCACCUGGACGUGGCCGCGGCCCUCCUGGAGUUCUUCGCGGAGGGCGAGGUGCCGGGCGGGCUCGACGCGGCCGGGCAGGCGCGAUGCUACGCCCUCCGGAGGCUUCAGGCGAUGAUGCACAUCGGCCCGGCACAUCAGUUCGCCGAGUGGUGCAAGCUCGCGCUGUGCUUGCCCACGUUCACGCCGCCGGGCAAGGAGGAGAAAGUGCGCUUGAUCAUAGCGUUCGAGGGCAGCGUGGAGGUUUGCUACGAGCCGCAGGCGGAGAUGGAGCACACGAGCAAGAUCCUGGAGGCAACGCGGCACUACCUCAGCGCGGAGGGGGAGGCCCAGCAGCAGAGCAUCAAGGAGCUGGUGAAGCUCACGCCGCUGAGCCCGCUCGAACUCGCGCCGGGGCUGUCCCCGCCGCCGGCGCGCCUGGUGCAGGUCAACAGUCUCCUCUCUACGGCGCUGGUGGCGCACGGAGCAGCCUUCCGCAGUGGGAGGGCGCCUGUGGGCAACCUCGCCUACAAGAUUGGGAAGAAGCGAGGCCGCCGAGGAGGAGGAGGCCGUAAGUGAGGGAGGGAGCCCGCCGCUGGGGCCAGCUCCAGGGCGCGGUAGGAGCUCCUGCCAUGCGCACAGGCCGCACUCGGACUUGUAUAGGGGCUGAGUUCGGGGAGCGGGGCCUGUCCUGGCGGGGGGAAGCACAAAGCACGUAGCUGUGAGCGCCGGACGGUUUACAUAUACAGGCAUAGAGCACGCAUGCCACUACAUAUCGAAGCCAUUCCUGGCAAUUUGGCUGCACUUUUUCCACACACACGCGCUAAUCGAGGACCGUCCGAAGGCGAG
This is a messenger RNA of Prorocentrum cordatum, 1484 nucleotides long. The record is from the annotation of a GenBank genome assembly. Lineage: Eukaryota; Dinophyceae; Prorocentrales; Prorocentraceae.